Hydatigera taeniaeformis is the source of this 561-nucleotide messenger RNA. The record is from the annotation of a GenBank genome assembly. NCBI's taxonomy places the organism in Eukaryota, Metazoa, Platyhelminthes, Cestoda, Cyclophyllidea, Taeniidae.
AUGAGAAACGAUGUUGACCAAUUUAUCUAUAUGAAACAAAUUGCGGGCAGUCCAAAUGCGUUUCAUGAGCCGUCAAUGCAUCAUCCUGAUUUAGCAUAUCUUCGGCAGAUUGUUAAACAAUCUGACCCCAAGUUAGAGUACAAAGUGCUGGCAAACAUUGGUAGCGGCACGUACGGGGAUGUUUACAAGGCACAACGACGUGAUGACCGUCGGCUGGUGGCCAUUAAAAUAAUGAAAAUUGAUCCCAAGGAUGACAUUCGAGCUAUAUGUCAGGAGAUUCAUACCCUUAUGGAGUGCUCCCACCCUAACAUUGUGCAAUAUUAUGGCAGCUACCUUCGUCUCAACAAACUUUGGAUAUGUAUGGAAUUCUGCGGUGGACAAUCAAUGCAGGAUAUUUAUCUCUAUACUCGUAUCCCCUUACAAGAGGACUGUAUAGCCUUCGUUACCAGGGAAACACUAAAGGGUCUGCGACACAUGCAUGAAAGAAAUCGGAUUCACCGCGAUAUUAAGGCAGGGGGCAAACAUCCUUCUUACGGAUCGUGGCGAGGUCAAGAUAGCUGA